GUAGGUAGAAAUCCAGACACUAAUAUUUCUUCUGACUAGAGAACCUUGCACUUAUGCCACCUGCUUGUCAGAGACAAAAUAACAUCAACAAAAGCAUGUCGGCAGAUAUUGCUGUUGAAAGAAACUGCAUUAAGCAAAUCCUCAUGAAAAGAAGGCUAGCCAGUGUAAAGGAAUGUUCUUCUAAACGGAAAGCUAGCUGGGGUAUUCUGACCAGUCAAGGUUCCUGGGCAGAUCGAUCCCCGCUGCAUGAGGCUGCAAGUCAAGGUCGUCUUCUUGCUCUCAGAACAUUGUUAUCACAGGGUUAUAAUGUAAAUGCAGUAACCAUAGACCAUGUCACCCCAUUGCAUGAAGCCUGCCUUGGAGAUCAUGUGGCAUGUGCAAGGACUCUUCUGGAAGCUGGAGCAAAUGUGAAUGCAAUCACUAUAGAUGGUGUGACUCCAUUAUUCAAUGCAUGCUCCCAAGGCAGUGCAAGCUGUACAGAGCUUCUUUUGGAAUAUGGUGCCAAAGCCCAGCUGGAGUCCUGUUUUCCUUCUCCCGUACAUGAGGCUGCCAGUAAAGGUCACCAUGAAUGUCUGGAAAUACUGAUAUCCUGGGGUGUAGAUGUUGACCAAGACAUUCCUCAUUUGGGAUCUCCUCUCUAUGUAGCUUGUAUGUCACAGCAGUUCCAUUGCAUCUGGAAACUACUUUAUGCUGGUGCUGAUGUACAGAAAGGCAAAUAUUGGGACACUCCACUGCAUGCGGCUGCUCAGCAAUCCAGUACUGAAAUUGUGAACUUACUUCUAGAAUUUGGAGCAGACAUCAAUGCCAAGAACACAGAACUUCUGAGGCCUGUAGAUGUAGCAACCUCCAACAGUGCUAUGGAAAGAUUACUGCUUCAGUGUGAAGCUACCCCCAGUUCUCUUUGUCAGCUUUGCCGACUCUGUAUCCGAAAUUGCAUAGGAAAACAGAAAAUUCAUCUUAUCCCACAGCUUCAGCUGCCAACACUACUGCAGAACUUCCUACAAUAUCGAUAAAUCAGUAAAACUGUUCUA
Molecule: messenger RNA, 1031 nt
Organism: Jaculus jaculus (lesser Egyptian jerboa)
Lineage: Eukaryota; Metazoa; Chordata; Mammalia; Rodentia; Dipodidae
Gene: Asb5
Product: ankyrin repeat and SOCS box containing 5
Exons: 7
Coding region: 54-1013 (319 amino acids)
Biological process (GO): protein ubiquitination; intracellular signal transduction; positive regulation of protein catabolic process
Molecular function (GO): protein binding
Source: RefSeq, a predicted model, not a curated record